UCCCCUUCUUCCCCCAACACUCCCUUCACUUCCUCUGUUUCUUCCUCCUCCUCCCUCAACAAUGGCCGACCUCCCCAACUUCCUCUCCUCCGUCCGCCUCAAGUACGUCAAACUCGGCUACCACUACCUCAUCUCCAAUGCCAUGUACCUCCUCCUCCUCCCUCUCCUCGCCGCCGCCUCUGCCCAUCUCUCCACCUUCCAAUUCCACCACUUCCUCCACCUCUGGAACCAAUUGAAAUUCAACCUCCUCUCUGUUACACUCUGUUCUUCCCUCAUCGUUUUCUUCUCUACCCUUUACGUAAUGACCCGACCCAGAAAGAUUUAUCUCAUGAAUUUCUCCUGCUAUAAGCCGGAGAAGGCUAGAAUGUGUGACAGAGCUGCGUUUCUUGGCAAAUCCGAGAUGACUGGCAGCUUUACAGAGGACAAUUUGGCUUUUCAGAAGAAGAUUCUUGAGAGGUCUGGUUUGGGAGAGAAGACUUACUUGCCGGAGGCGGUGAUGAGAGUCCCGCCUAAUCCGUGUAUGGCGGAGGCUAGAAAAGAGGCGGAGGCUGUCAUGUUUGGCGCCAUUGAUGAGCUUUUGGGGAAGACAGGUGUUAAGGCUAAGGACAUUGGGAUUUUGGUGGUUAAUUGCAGCUUGUUUAAUCCCACGCCGUCCUUGUCGGCUAUGAUUGUGAAUCAUUAUAAGCUUAGAGGCAAUGUUUUGAGCUAUAAUCUUGGUGGGAUGGGUUGUAGUGCUGGGCUUAUCUCCAUUGAUCUUGCUAAACAGCUCUUGCAAGUUCACCCAAAUUCAUACGCCUUAGUGGUUAGCAUGGAGAACAUCACGCUUAAUUGGUACUUCGGAAACGACCGAUCAAUGCUCGUUUCGAAUUGCCUCUUCCGUAUGGGCGGCGCCGCCAUCCUCCUCUCAAACCGCCCUUCAGACCGCCGUCGCUCCAAGUACCAACUCAUCCACACCGUCCGAACCCACAAAGGCUCCGAUGACAAAUGCUAUAACUGCGUCUUCCAACAAGAAGACGACACUGGCCGUGUCGGCGUCCGCCUCUCCAAAGACCUAAUGGCGGUUGCCGGCGAAGCCCUGAAGACCAACAUCACUACUCUUGGUCCACUCGUCCUCCCAAUGUCGGAGCAGCUUCUCUUCUUUGCGACUCUCGUCGCCAAAAAGAUUCUCAAAAUGAAACGAAUUAAGCCGUACAUACCUGAUUUUAAGCUCGCGUUCGAACAUUUCUGCAUCCAUUCCGGCGGCCGCGCGGUGCUGGAUGAACUGGAGAAGAAUCUGGAUCUGAGCGAGUGGCACAUGGAGCCGUCGAGAAUGACUCUAAAUAGAUUCGGGAACACGUCGAGUAGUUCUUUGUGGUACGAAUUGGCUUACAGUGAGGCGAAAGGGCGGAUCCGGAAAGGGGAUCGGACAUGGCAGAUUGCGUUCGGGUCGGGUUUCAAGUGUAACAGUGCAGUAUGGCGGGCGUUGAGGACCGUCGAUCCGGCGAAGGAGAAGAAUCCAUGGAUGGAUGAGAUUGAUGGGUUCCCUGUUGAGGUUCCCAGAGUAGCCGCCAUUAAUAGAGCUUGAAGAAGAAGAAGAAUUCUUUUGAGAUUCAUUAGGGUUUUAACUCCAAAUUUGUUUGGGUCCUUUUUUUAUUUUUUUUUAAAUAAUGUUUUCUUUUAAGUUGUUUGUUUAUUUUGUGUGUCACACAGCAUAUUGUUCAUAUUGGAUGCUAAUUAAUUAUUGUUUUUUUAAGGUGUAAUAUUCAUUUAUACUACCCAAUUAAUGGACCCAUUAUUUUACUUC
Messenger RNA from Cucurbita pepo subsp. pepo (vegetable marrow), 1783 nucleotides. RefSeq names its product 3-ketoacyl-CoA synthase 20 (gene KCS20). The record is from RefSeq and is a predicted model, not a curated record. Gene Ontology annotation, molecular function: acyltransferase activity, transferring groups other than amino-acyl groups. Gene Ontology annotation, cellular component: membrane. NCBI's taxonomy places the organism in Eukaryota, Viridiplantae, Streptophyta, Magnoliopsida, Cucurbitales, Cucurbitaceae. Gene Ontology annotation, biological process: fatty acid biosynthetic process.